Messenger RNA from Venustampulla echinocandica, 300 nucleotides. RefSeq lists its product as uncharacterized. Lineage: Eukaryota; Fungi; Ascomycota; Leotiomycetes; Helotiales; Pleuroascaceae. The record is from RefSeq and is a predicted model, not a curated record. Gene Ontology annotation, molecular function: iron ion binding; heme binding; oxidoreductase activity, acting on paired donors, with incorporation or reduction of molecular oxygen. Bases 1 to 300 code for a protein of 99 amino acids. The transcript has a single exon.
AUGCCUAAGCUAAGGCCAUCCGAUCCCGAAGAAAAAUCUCAGUUCGAAUCAGCUAUGAGACCUGAAAGCUUAUUUCCUUAUGGUGGGGGCAGCGCGAUCUGCAGCGGAAGGUUCUUCGCGAAGCAAGAAAUUUUGGCAGCAGUUGUUCUUAUUGUCCUGAAGUUUGAAAUUGAGCCAAGAGGUUGGUUUACUCAUCAUGGAAAGAAGUCAAUUCGGGAAGCAAAGCCAGAUGAGGGAUUCGCGGGUGCUGGAGUUUUACCACCUGACCAAGAUAUGCUUGUAACUUUGAGGGUGAAGUAA